Messenger RNA from Maylandia zebra (zebra mbuna), 1878 nucleotides. Its product is annotated as interleukin-1 beta. The record is from RefSeq and is a predicted model, not a curated record. NCBI's taxonomy places the organism in Eukaryota, Metazoa, Chordata, Actinopteri, Cichliformes, Cichlidae. Gene Ontology annotation, molecular function: cytokine activity. Gene Ontology annotation, biological process: inflammatory response; cellular response to lipopolysaccharide; regulation of non-canonical NF-kappaB signal transduction.
UAUCAUAACAACAUAAUGUGAUUUUUACGUGAUUAUGGAUAUGUUAAGUAAAAUUCUAAAUGUUUUAUGCUUUUGAUCUCAAACCAGUAGCUAAGGGUGGAGUUUCCCAAAAGCAUUUGCAAUUAUAGAGUUACAUCCUGGGUUAUUGUUUGUGAAAAGGGAACAGCUCCAGUCUGGCAGCAUGUUUCGUUUCCCAUUCCCUCACUGUAAUCAUAUUGUACUUGCAUUCUGUGUCUAAAUACAUUGCUUGACAAAGCAUGGUGUUCACAUUACAACAGACAUUUGUGUAUAUAGCUCACCUGAAGAAGGAAUUGAAUCUGCCUGCUUUGACAUGAAGGAGGUUGAAAGUGAGAUCUUCAGACUUAAUGAGGGUUUGGAGCUGAUGGUUUCCCACAACAGAAGGACCAUGCAGAGUGUGGCUCUUUUAGUGCUGGGGGUAAACAGGAUGAAAAAGCCACUUACUCAAAGUGACAGUAAGCUCAGUGAUGAUGAUGUCAUGAACAUCAUAGACAGUGUAGUGAAAGAAACUGUUUGGACUCCCACCCAAGGAAUAAAACGAAGGGACUUCCUGCGUGCCAACAGUGAGAAAGCGUUGACACUGUGUGACAACUCUCAGAAAGAUCUUGUUCUGUCAGGAGAGUUACAGCUGCAGGCCAUCACUCUGCAAGGGGGAUAUUGCCACCGCAAAGUGAAUUUUAAAAUGUCCCGGUACAUCCCUUUCUCCGUCCCUCCUGGUGACUCUCCUGGUCUGAUUGUCGUCCUGUCUAUCAACAACAACCUGUACAUGUCUUGCCGCAUGGAAGAUAAUAAAGUUGUGCUGUUUCUGGAGCAAUACCAUGAUGACAUUUUAACCGACAGAGACAUGGACCGAUUUCUCUUCUACAGGAAAACCACUGGAAUUUCUCUAACCACUUUUGAGUCUGUCAAGUUCCGCGGCUGGUACAUCAGCACUUCACAACAGGAAAACCAGCCCGUUGAACUGUGUAAGGUGGAUGCUGCUAACCGCCUUACAAGCUUCAGAGUAAACUAAAAGAUGUUGUAGCACCCACGCAUCUGUAUAAUUUUUGACAUAAUCACUAGAUGAAGCAAUUUUAUAUAGUAAUGCCUGAGUCUGUAGUGGCAGUGUUCUGUACUUAUUGAAGUAGAAAAGCUUAUGACCUAGUGUAACCUAUCAAAAGCACUAUUACUUUAUAAUACAUUUACUUACAACAUACUUAAAAAUAAACAAAGAAAAAAAAUUGGAAAACACAUGCCUUCUUUGUUGGAGAAAAUUGUAACAGGAUAUUCCUUAAAACUACUGAUAUAUUUUCUUUUUUUCUAAAAAGCUAUUAUCUUUAUUUAAGUUUAUGCUAUUGCUGUGGCUUUUUAGCCAUUAAUGCUCUGAUUUAAGUCUUCUGCAGUUUUUUUGUACUAAGACCUUUAGAGGUUAAGCUUUUCCUUUUCUGAUAUCAGCUGGUGUUGUGGGUUAAAAAAAUACUGUUUGUCAGGGGUUUAGACAUUUGUUCAAACACAAGCAAGAGAAAUGAGACAACUGCAGACCGACUCAGAGUGUAAUUAGAAAACGUGCGCACGGGUGAAUGCCUCUGAAAAGACACACACACCGAGCACAGGCUCACUUGCUUUAUUUAUAAGGCAAAAAUGGGUUACAUAGUACUUCCUCUUUUUAACAGUCAGGGAAGAGGUUAAACAUUAAAUCAGCUUAUCUGAUCUUUCACACACUGGGAUUAAAAAUACAGAAGUAUAUCAUGCUUUAUCUGACAUCACAGACAUUAUAGGAAAGAAUGCAUCAUUAUAUCAUGCUGUCAAAACAUCUCAAACAUUUCAGACACUUAAGUAAGGAAUGCAUUAUGUUCUCUUUAACAAUAAACUUGAUUAGGU